AUGGCUUUGGAGAGACAAUUUCCCCAUCAGGUGGCUGUUCGAUCAACAAGCGGCUCUUUGUGUGGAGGUUCAAUAAUAUCCGAAAAUUAUAUUUUGACAGCGGCCCACUGUGUGACCUCGGGAUUGCCACCGGUUAAAAAAUCAAUUGCUAGUGUCAUUGUAAAGGCCGGCAGCACCCACCUCGCUCGUGGUGGUCAAAUGUUGCGCAUUUCCCAGAUUAUAGUCCAUCCGGACUAUGAUGAUUCGGAAAAUGAUAUUGCGCUGGUGAAAUUGGAAAAACCCUUAAAGUUCGGGGAAACCAUUAAACCAAUAUCCUUGGCAUCACAAGAUCCACCAGAAGGUGCUUCAGUGGUGAUAGCCGGUUGGGGAAAUGUACGUGAAGGAGGUUUGAAAUCAAAGAAUUUGUUAUACACCACCCUGACCGCCAUCAGUCAUGAGAAAUGCAAUGCGUUGUUAGGUUAUUCUCCGAAAUCUCGAAUUUGUUUGGCCCCCCGUGGUGGCAAUGGAGCUUGUGAAGGUGAUUCAGGUGGUCCGGCGGUAUAUAAUGGUGAAUUGGUAGGUGUUACCAAUGUUAUCUAUGGUGACUGUGGUUCUGAAUAUCCCGAUGGUUAUGCUAGCGUGGCAUAUUAUAGAGAUUGGAUUAUAUUGAAUUCUGAUUUGUAA
Musca vetustissima is the source of this 663-nucleotide messenger RNA. RefSeq names its product serine protease SP24D-like. Lineage: Eukaryota; Metazoa; Arthropoda; Insecta; Diptera; Muscidae. Gene Ontology annotation, biological process: proteolysis. Bases 1 to 663 code for a protein of 220 amino acids. The record is from RefSeq and is a predicted model, not a curated record. Gene Ontology annotation, molecular function: serine-type endopeptidase activity. The transcript has 2 exons.